CCGCGAGCUUCGAAACGGCGGGAAAGGCGGUUGGAGAGGGAGGGGUGAACGGUUACUCACUCCAUGGCUGUGGAAAGGAGAGGCAGCGGCGGCCUCGGCUGAAUAAAGAAGGCAGGAGCGAAGAGCGCAGGCGCGGUUGCAGACGCUGACGGAUUUGCUUUGGGAGCCGGAGUAGCUGCUGCCACGAGAGUCUGGAGCCAUGAGCGGGUUUAAUUUUGGAGGCACUGGGGCCCCCACAGGCGGGUUCACGUUUGGCACUGCAAAGACAGCAACAACCACCCCUGCUACCGGGUUUUCUUUCUCUACGUCUGGCACUGGUGGGUUUAAUUUUGGGAAUCCCUCCCAGCCAGCUGUGAGUACCCCUUCUACCAGCCUGUUCUCAAUUACCACCCAAGCGCCAGCGACACAGACCCCAGGAUUCAGUUUUGGAAGCACAACUCCUGCUGCUGGAGGAACUGGAUUUUCCUUAGGGCUCAACGCUCCAAAGCUAAACUUGAGCAGCACAGCUGCCACCCCGGCCCCAGCGCAGCCCGGCGGCUUUGGGCUGGGCAGUAGCACCCUCACCAAUGCCAUCUCAAGCACCGUCACCUCCAGCCAGGGCACAGGCCCCACUGGCUUUGUGUUUGGCUCCACCACCACCUCCGCUGCUCCGUCCACCACACCCGGGGGCUUCUCAUUCACAGGUGGAAGCACAUCCCAGAGUGGGGGGACCUCCAGUUUCAGUAUUGGCUCGAUGGGGACUUCAGCCCAGCCCACAACAUUGGCUGGGUUGUCCUUCACUCCAGCCACACCAGCAGCCACUGGAGUGGGGGCCACACAGCCAGCGGCUCCCACACCCACUGCUGCCACCACCAGUGCCGGGCCCACGCUCUUUGCCUCACUAGCCUCCGCUCCAACCUCAUCCACCAGCACUGGGCUCUCGUUUGGUACCCCAGCAACCACUGCUGGAACGUCGGGGGCUGGAACGCUGAGCUUCAGCUUAAAGGCUCCUGGAGCAGCUUCUGCUGCGGCCAUAGCCACGUCCACCGCCACUACCACAUCCACCUCCACCUCCAGCUUUGCCUUGAAUCUAAAACCCCUAGCAUCGGCUGGGAUCUCCAGCAAUGCGCCCUCCACCAUAACCGCUCCGACCGGCCCAGGCGCAGCCACUGGGGUGUCCGCCAGCCCUGUGAUGACCUAUGCCCAGCUGGAAAGUCUGAUCAACAAGUGGAGCCUGGAGCUGGAGGACCAGGAGCGGCACUUCCUGCAGCAGGCCACGCAGGUCAACGCCUGGGACCGCACGCUGAUCGAGAACGGGGAGAAGAUCACCAGCCUCCACCGUGAAGUGGAGAAGGUGAAGCUGGACCAGAAGAGGCUGGACCAGGAGCUGGACUUCAUCUUGUCUCAGCAGAAGGAGCUGGAAGACCUGCUGAGCCCACUGGAAGAGUCAGUCAAGGAGCAGAGCGGGACCGUCUACCUGCAGCACGCGGACGAGGAGCGUGAGAAGACCUACAAGCUGGCUGAGAACAUCGACGCGCAGCUGAAGCGCAUGGCGCAGGACCUCAAGGACGUCAUCGAGCACCUGAACACGGCCGGCGGCCCCGCCGACACCAGCGACCCGCUGCAGCAGAUCUGCAAGAUCCUGAACGCGCACAUGGACUCGCUGCAGUGGGUGGACCAGAACUCCGCACUGCUGCAGAGGAAGGUGGAGGAGGCGAGCCGGCGCUGCGAGGGCCGGCGCAAGGAGCAGGAGCGCAGCUUCCGCAUCACGUUCGACUGAGCCCGCCGCCGAGCCCGCGCGCCAGCCUGCGGAGCCCGGGCUGCUCAGCAGGCUGUGCAGCCAUUGUCUAGUUUUUGUGUGUGAUGAAAUACUUGUCUCUUCUUUUCAAAUAAUUGUGCUGUUGAGAGAACUGUUCUGUGGUUAGACUUUUCGCAUUUUACGUAGAAAUCAUCUUAGUACUAUGGUCGGGGCGGCAGCCUCGGAGGAGUGCUUUCUCUGUGUAUCUUUUGUGUAUCCCUGACCCUUUCCUCCUGCUGCAACCACCCACCUCAUCCUGCCUGCUCCAGCCAAGCGCUGAGAGCCAUCUGUCUCCUGGGCAGGGCUCCCGGGGCGGCCUCUCUGUCCAACACAUUCAUAAUGCAGGACUCCAUCCUCGGGGAGACAGCAGCGUAGUGGGUGACGUGUCCAUGUAGAAAGGAACCCCACAUGUAAAGUGACUUGUGACUAGAACAGACUGCGGGAUGGAGAAUUUCACAGGAGACAGGUCAGAUGAGAGAUUUGAACUAGGUGUUGCAAAAAGGGUCAGAUUUGAGCCAGGGGGCCUUCACGUUGCCCGACGGACACAGCUCCGUCCUCCAGGUCUCCUUAUCUUGGGCCUCGCUCUAGCCGCUGUGUCAGAUGGCCGUCCUGUAGUCCCCUCACCACCCUGAGCUUGCACUUCUGGUAACGCUUUUGCCACAUGUAUUACGCCCAGCUGUUUACUUCUCUGCCUCACCGAUAGAUUGUGAGCCCCUGUGGGCAGCAAGUAUUUCUCCUUCCCUUUUGUGUCCUCAGCACAAUCCCUGGCCCAUUUACCGAAUGAAUGAACAACAGAGAUGAAGUCUACCAUAAAACCAUCCACAGAAUGCGGGCUGAAAUGGCCACGCUGGCAGAGGCGGCCAUAGGCGUGGUUGCGAACUUGGCGUUGCCAAAGCAAACUUGGUCAGUUACAGUGACAUCCGGUGUCCAGGAAGGAGAAGUCAAUCCGUGGAUCUCGUGUCUGUCAUAUUUGUCUUUCCACUUUGCUGCACUCUGAAAUGCCUAGGACUGUGUGUCACUUUCCUGAAUGGAAUAAAAUGUUUUGCAAAACAGAAAAAGGUUGCUGUUAAUGUGGGUAACUUAGAAGGAGAAGGUUCCAGAAGACUGUCAAGUGGGAUGCUGUCUGGAACUCAGAAACAAGCAAAAUGAAACUACAUUGUUUAGGCAUUCGUACACACGCACAGACACACACAUCAUGGAUUCCUCUGGUGCUGAUGGCAGAAGAGGAACACAUGGGCAAACCUGUUAGAGGUCACAUUCUGGGUUAUGUCUUAGAAUACACAUAAAUGUCAUCUGUCACCAUCCCUAAGGCAGUAACAGG
This is a messenger RNA of Rhinolophus ferrumequinum (greater horseshoe bat), 3098 nucleotides long. RefSeq names its product nucleoporin 62 (gene NUP62). Gene Ontology annotation, biological process: RNA export from nucleus; protein import into nucleus. Gene Ontology annotation, molecular function: phospholipid binding; structural constituent of nuclear pore. NCBI's taxonomy places the organism in Eukaryota, Metazoa, Chordata, Mammalia, Chiroptera, Rhinolophidae. Gene Ontology annotation, cellular component: nuclear pore; nuclear pore central transport channel. Bases 200 to 1759 code for a protein of 519 amino acids. The transcript has 2 exons. The record is from RefSeq and is a predicted model, not a curated record.